Molecule: messenger RNA, 1138 nt
Organism: Oryctolagus cuniculus (rabbit)
Lineage: Eukaryota; Metazoa; Chordata; Mammalia; Lagomorpha; Leporidae
Source: RefSeq, a predicted model, not a curated record
AUGCUGAGCUGCCUGGAGCACAUGUUCCAUGACCUGGGCCUCGUCAGGGACUUCUGCAUCAACCCCAUCACGCUGCGCAGGUGGCUGCUCUGUGUGCAUGACAACUACAGGAACAACCCCUUCCACAACUUUCGGCACUGCUUCUGCGUGGCGCAGAUGAUGUACAGCAUGGUCUGGCUCUGCCGGCUCCAGGAGAAGUUCCCACCGCUGGAUAUCCUGACCCUGCUGACGGCGGCCAUCUGCCACGACCUGGACCACCCGGGCUACAACAACACGUACCAGAUCAACGCCCGCACGGAGCUGGCCGUCCGCUACAACGACAUCUCGCCGCUCGAGAACCACCACUGCGCCGUGGCCUUCCGCAUCCUCGCCCGGCCCGAGUGCAACAUCUUCUGCAACCUGCCGCCCGACGGCUACAGGCAGCUCAGACAGGGCAUGAUCACCUUGAUCCUGGCCACGGACAUGGCGCGGCACGCCGAGAUCGUGGCUGCUUUCAGAGAGAAGCUGGAGGACUUCGACUACAGGAACGAGGAGCACACGACGCUGCUGAAGAUGAUCCUGAUAAAGUGCUGUGACGUCUCGAACGAGGUGCGACCCAUGGAAGCCGCCGAGCCAUGGGUGGACUGCCUGUUGGAGGAGUACUUCAUGCAGAGUGACCGCGAGAAGUCGGAGGGGCUCCCUGUGGCCCCGUUCAUGGACCGAGAGAAAGUGACCAAAGCCACAGCCCAGAUUGGGUUCAUCAAGUUUGUCCUGAUCCCAAUGUUCGAAAUGGUGACCAAGCUGUUCCCCGUGGUGGAGGAGCUCAUGCUGCAGCCACUGCGGGAGUCCAGGGAUCACUACGAGGAGCUGAAGCGGAGAGACGACGCCACGGGCGAGGGACCGGAGAGGACAGAGAAUUUGACAUCUGGGAGCACGGAGCGAUCCACACAGAAGAGCAGGGAUGUGCACAACAGCCAAGCAGACCGCGCCUGAGGACGGCGGGAUCCGGAGGCCGAGGAGCUCGGGGAGCCCCCGGGCCGGGCGGGGGUGGGGCUCUGGGUGCCUCCGCCUACAGCUUCCAGAACCACAGGAACUCACGACGCUGUACAGAACUUUUAUUUUUGAACUGUCUUUUAGAUAAUAUAUUCUUAUACAGAAA